AUGACCACCCAGAACACGACUGGAGAUGAGCUUUCCCGUCAGACUUCAUCAGCGAAAAGUCCUCAGCCCAACAAUAAAGUCUUCCCCUUCCUCGACCUCCCGGCAGAAAUCCGCCUCCUGAUCUACCAACCCAUCCUCCCCCAAAAAGUCAGAGUGAAACCCGUGAGCCCUUUCCUCUCGACCCUCGGAUCCCGCAACGACCGCCUCGCCCUCCUCCGGACGUGCCGCCAACUCCGCCACGAAGCCCGCCCCCAGCUCUUCAGCGACGGCACCGUCACGUUCGACUGCCACGACGAAGUCUGCGCGCGCUGCUUCCUCGGUUGGAUCGACGGCGUCGGCGACGGACCCGUGUCGAGGCUGAAGCGCUUCGACAUCGUCGCCGUGGACGGGGAGCGCGUCGUCAGGGCUACGGUUCGGGCCGCGGAAGCCGGCGCCGUCGUCACGGGUGCUGCGGUUGGGGUUUUCCGGGGGGGAGGAAAUGUGUCGCCGACGCGCGGACGGCGCGGUGUGUUGCGUGGUUUGAAUACGAGGGAGUGGACGGGGUCUUUCUCCGUGGCAGAUGUGAAAACGAUUGUCUAUGCUGUUGGAGGGUGUAUGGGAAUCCGCGAUUUGCAACUAGGCUGGCCGGGUCAAGGGAGAUUUCUGGGCUUGGUGAAUUUCCGGAGCUGGUUUUUCUAG
Letharia lupina is the source of this 678-nucleotide messenger RNA. RefSeq lists its product as uncharacterized. NCBI's taxonomy places the organism in Eukaryota, Fungi, Ascomycota, Lecanoromycetes, Lecanorales, Parmeliaceae. Bases 1 to 678 code for a protein of 225 amino acids. The record is from RefSeq and is a predicted model, not a curated record. The transcript has a single exon.